AUGUCCGUAGCUCGGCUUCCCGCUGAAAGCAAUAAUCCGAAGCCUAAAAGAGCCAAAGUGGAAAUCCGACCAGUUCUGGGCUUCUCGGACGAGGACAAGAUCAAAACCAUUCAACCCCAUAAUGAUGCUCUAGUAGUCACACUCAUGAUAGGAGGGUAUGACGUGAAGAGAGUGUUAAUGGACCAGGGUAGCAUUGUCGAGGACAUGUACCCCGACCUGUACAAGGGGUUGAGGUUAAAACCCGAGGACCUGACAACCUACAAUUCCCCUCUGAUUAGUUUCGAGGGGAAGACUGUUAUUCCAAAGGGUCUGACCAGACUACCCAUACAGACUUGUUCGGAAAUGGUGGAGGUAAACUUCAUCGUGGUGGAUGCCUAUUCCCCCUACACAGUUAUUAUGGCCAGACCCUGGCUCCAUGCUUUGGAAGCCAUUUCAUCCUCCCUGCACUAG
Molecule: messenger RNA, 450 nt
Organism: Quercus robur (English oak)
Lineage: Eukaryota; Viridiplantae; Streptophyta; Magnoliopsida; Fagales; Fagaceae
Exons: 1
Coding region: 1-450 (149 amino acids)
Source: RefSeq, a predicted model, not a curated record